Molecule: messenger RNA, 4348 nt
Organism: Malaclemys terrapin pileata
Lineage: Eukaryota; Metazoa; Chordata; Testudines; Emydidae
Gene: UST
Product: uronyl 2-sulfotransferase
Exons: 8
Coding region: 408-1637 (409 amino acids)
Cellular component (GO): membrane
Molecular function (GO): sulfotransferase activity
Source: RefSeq, a predicted model, not a curated record
CGCGGCUGGGGAAGGAGGGAGCGAGCCAGCCAGCGCAGAGCAGCAGAAGGUGGCUGGCGAGGAGCGGGCUCGGGGGCGCAGACAACUUCGCUGCGAGUUGGAGCCGGCAGCCCGCGGUGCCUGGGCUGUAACCUGACACCGGGGAGAGAGCAGCGGCGGAGCGGAGGAGGAAAGAAGACCCCGAAAGGGAGUAGGAUGGUGACCUCCUCCUCCGCCUAGCCAGACUCCGCGGCGGCGCCCGGGACUCGCGCUCCGAGCCGGGCUCGGGGCAGCCGGCCUGCCAUGGGGAGGGGGCAGUUCGCUUGAGCUCCCGCUAACUUUCCCCCCGGGCGGGCGGAGCGGGGCAGGCGGAUGGAGGAUGCGCUGACCCCGGUGGGCUGUGUGACCGGGGGGCGGCGGCGGGGACGAUGAAGAAGCAGCCGCAGCAGCACAGCAGCAGGGGCUGCCCGGAGCCCCGGCCCCAUGUGGCCCCUUCAGCUGGAGGGGGGCCCGGGCAGGGGGGUGCCUGGAGGAGGCGGCGGCCCCUCUCGUUGCUGCCUUUCCUCUCGCUCCGCGACUACGGCUUCUGCAUGGCCGCCCUACUGCUCUUCUGCCUGGGCUCUCUCUUCUACCAGCUCAACGGGGGACCCCCGCACUUUCUGCUGGACCUGAGGCACUAUCUAGGAAAUUCCACUUACUUGGAUGACCAUGGACCACCCCCACGCAAGGUACUUCCUUUCCCUAGCCAAGUGGUGUACAACAGAGUUGGAAAGUGUGGGAGUCGAACUGUGGUUUUGCUUUUGAGAAUCUUGUCAGAGAGGCAUGGGUUCAACCUGGUUACAUCAGACAUUCAUAAUAAAACCAGACUGACCAAAAAUGAACAGAUGGAAUUGAUUAAAAACAUAAGCACUGCUGAGCAGCCCUAUUUAUUCACCAGACACGUUCAUUUCCUCAACUUUUCAAGGUUUGGAGGAGAACAGCCAGUGUACAUCAAUAUUAUUAGGGAUCCUGUCAACCGAUUUUUAUCCAACUAUUUUUUCCGUCGAUUUGGAGACUGGAGAGGGGAGCAGAAUCAUAUGAUCCGCACCCCAAGUAUGAGGCAAGAAGAAAGAUAUCUAGAUAUUAAUGUAUGUGUUCUUGAAAACUACCCUGAAUGUUCCAAUCCCAGGUUAUUUUACAUCAUACCGUAUUUCUGUGGACAGCAUCCAAGAUGCAGGGAGCCUGGGGAAUGGGCCCUCGAAAGAGCAAAACUGAACGUGAAUGAAAAUUUCCUGCUUGUGGGGAUUCUGGAAGAGCUAGAGGAUGUGCUGCUUUUACUGGAAAGAUUCUUACCUCAUUAUUUCAAGGAUGUGCUCAGCAUCUACAAAAACCCAGAACAUAGGAAACUUGGCAAUCUGACUGUGACAGUGAAAAAGACCAUCCCUUCUCCAGAAGCUAUACAGAUCCUCUACCAGCGCAUGAGAUAUGAAUAUGAGUUCUACUACUAUGUCAAAGAGCAGUUUCACCUGCUAAAGCGCAAAUUCGGACUUAAGUCUCAUAGCAGUGAACCACCUCCCAAGCCAGAAUUUUUUAUUCCUUCUCCCCUGGAAACUGAAGAACCGAUAGAUGAUGAGGAGCAAGAUGAUGAAAAGUGGUUAGAAGAUAUCUAUAAAAGGUGAUGCAAGCACCGAGCUCUCCUCUGGUGACCCCUCCAGCUUUCUCAAUAUUUUUUUAUUAUUAAAAAAAAUAUUCCUUAAGGGACUGAGUUAAUGCGCAGCAGCAUUUAAAAGAAAAAAAAGUUCCCACAUGUUGGGACAAUUGAGAGACACCCGGUUUUGCGGGUUAUAUUUGUUUAAUUUUAUUAUAUUUUUCUUGACUCCAUAGGAUCCUUUAUAUGACAGAUUUUAAGAUGGAACCAUCUGUCAUUUCAUCACAAAAUAACUUUUGCACAGUAAAAUGCUGCUGUACACAUGCACCCAUUUGCAAAACAACAUAUAUUAGACAUCAUUUACCAAGUAACUUUCAUAAAAUCUCUGUCACAAGGAAGUCUUAAUACCAUGCCCGUUACUGUGGCAUUGAACAUCUGACAUCAUUUAUAAGCUAGUAGGGAUACCACUGGAGCAUAGUAACAACCUCUGAAUAGCAAGCAAAUAUAAACGGUUAUAUGAUCCAGAGCCAUUGUUACAACACGUAACUAUAUUGGACUCAAAACAGAGUAGAGAGUCUCCCCUGGGGGACUUCCAGUGAGAGGACUACAAUGCACACUUCAAGCAGAUUAUAUCAGGUGAAAUAAAACAGGUUAAAGAACCCAGUUAACUAGAAGGGUUCACAGAGUCAAAAUGAAAAAAAUUAUCAGUGAAGUUGAAUGAUUGAGAUGAAUGGGUAGAUGGAAAGCCAAAGGGACAGUAUUGUGUGGUCUUGGGAUUUUGCUUCUGCAGUUGAGAAUAUUGCUCUUAGGCUCUGGAGGAUGAGGUGUGGUGCGUAGUUUUUAUUUUAAAGAAAAAAUAUAUACUAUUGUCGUUCCUACCCUGGGACACAGACAAAUUUGGGUGGAAGUAAAGUAAACGUGAUUUUAAAAUGAGGGAUGUUUUUUGUAAUAAGAGACAUUGACAGGUAUGACUGACAGGUAUGACUGACAUCUUACAUACUGCAUAACGAUAAAAUAAAACAACAACAAAAAUAUCAAUGUAGCAUCAAAAAACCAAAAUACAUUCAAUGGUAUAUUGGUAUGAACAACACUGAAAGUUUAAGUAUUGUUAUCAGGAAACACUAAAAGGUGGAGUGAAUGGGACUGGGUGAUGAAAUGGGGACAGUUCCAUUUAAGGUAUCCCCAGGAUUUCUGGUACAGUUUUGUGACAUUUAGGGCUUGAAUUUAACUUGGACAACAUGCCCAUACGAGCCAGUAAGUAUCUAGUUUGCACUCCUAAACAGACUACUCCAAUCUUGGGUCCAUGCACAUAGAAGUAAGCAGAGCUACUUCCUGUUUGCUCCCUUCCUGGAACCAAGUGAGUGAGGGAUGGGUGGAGUCUUGGCUUUGCAUGCACACUCGCUUGUGAGUAUGGCGUGAGCAGGGGUAAACUACUAGCGCAUAGACCAAGGAAGAAGUGCAGGAGGAAUUGUGGCUCUGAGGGGUGUCUCUACAUCACAAUGCCUCCCUACAUCACUUCUGCAGUGGUACAACAUGUGCACCACACCUUGCACGGGGCUGUGCCUAUAUUCACAAUUUAAUACAUGCUAGAUUUCUUCUAGGUCAGUGGUUUUCAACCUUUUUCCAUUUGAGGAUCCCUAAAAAAUUUCAAAUGGAGUUGCAAACCCCUUUGGAAAUCUUAGACAUAGUCUGCAAACUUCCAGGGGUCUGCGGACCACAGGUUAAAAAUUACUGUUCUAGGCAAUUUUGGCUGGUCUCUUUGGUAAUUGCUUCAGGGGAGUUUCACUGUCUAUGUAUAGUCUGCAAAAUGGACCUUCAUUUGGAAGUAAAAAGCAAAAGUUAUUUUGUGAUUGAGGUAUGUGUACAGGCCCAAGCUAUGAAGUGCUUUCCAGAGGCUUCCCCUUCCAUGAGCCUGCAGGGAGCCAAAAUAUAUGGUGGACCAUCUUGAUCAUCUAAGUGGUCUUUAUUAUACUCGUCUGCAGAGAACAGAAGUAAAGAAGCAUAACUGUGUUAAGACAUGAUAAUUUGCAGAAAAUAUUACAGGGGGGAAUUUUAUUCUCACUCCUUACAUUCCAGUUGUGUGGUACCAAUGCACUACUGUGAAGGAAGGCAUUAAAGAAAGCUGCAAGUGGCAUAGAUAACAAUUAACAUAGUCACUAAAAUAUGAAUCUGCUGCAUUGUAUAUUUUAAGUGGUUUCUAUGAAAUUACAUUGAAAGAGUAAUGAUUAGUUUACACAAUGUGGAAUUGUUAUAUUUUGGAAAGAAUUAAUAUUCUCAUCUUUUUAAAACAAAUUCUGUUCGAGUCCUUUCACAAGUGUCAUAGCAGAAUAAUCAGUCACUUAACUCAUUCACCCUUCCUGCAAAUUCACUUCCGCUUACUGUAGACAUUUCAGUCUAUUUUUAUCUUAAUUUAAUGAUAUCUUCAGCCCUGAUUACUUUAUAACCUAAACAUAAAAACUGGUACGUGAUUUAUUCUCUGGGUUUUAAUGUUGUAUUUUUCCUAACAAUUGACCUGGCCUCUUCUCCCUGAAUGGUAACUUCAUGAAUGUGUUUGGCACAUAAACGUCUACAAUUCCUGACCCAACAGUCCCUUUGUCUGUCAUGAAAUGUUUUAUAUUUUACUUUAAUGUUUAAAAAGUACAUUUUAAGCUGGUUAAUCUUUGACUUAUUUAUUAUAACUUUCCAGCACAUUCCAAAUUGUAAGUUGCUCAGGAAGGAGUUGAUUUAAAUGGUUUUAUUUUG